This is a messenger RNA of Oryza sativa Japonica Group (Japanese rice), 1274 nucleotides long. Lineage: Eukaryota; Viridiplantae; Streptophyta; Magnoliopsida; Poales; Poaceae. The record is from RefSeq and is a predicted model, not a curated record.
GUUGAGAGAAUCUAUCGGCUUCGUCAUCCCUAACCUCCCGCAUCCCGGAGGAAUCCGCCGCAAUUCAAGGUCGGAAUCCAUGGCGUCUCACGACCACGACCACGACCACCACCACCACCACAGCCACGACGACGGCGACCACCACCAUUCCCACCACCAGGACGGCAGCCAUGGCGGCGGCGGCGGCUCGUGGGUCGGGGAGGACGGGCGCGUGUGGCACUCGCACGACGGCCUCGCGCCGCACUCCCACGAGCCCAUCUACUCCCCCGGCGACUUCUCCAAGCGCGCGCCGCCGCUCAUCUCGCGGCGCUUCGCGGAACGCGCCUUCACCGUCGGCAUCGGUGGCCCCGUCGGCACUGGGAAAACUGCCCUGAUGCUAGCACUUUGCAGGUCCCUGCGUGAAAAAUAUAGUCUCGCAGCGGUUACAAAUGAUAUAUUCACAAAAGAGGAUGGAGAAUUCUUGAUCAAACAUGGAGCACUGCCUGAAGAGCGCAUCCGUGCAGUCGAAACUGGAGGCUGCCCUCACGCUGCAAUACGUGAGGACAUCAGCAUAAAUCUAGGUCCUCUGGAAGAACUAUCAAACUUGUGCAAAGCUGAUUUACUCCUCUGUGAAUCUGGAGGAGAUAACUUGGCUGCCAACUUCAGCAGGGAACUGGCAGACUACAUAAUCUACAUCAUCGAUGUUUCUGGUGGGGACAAAAUACCAAGAAAAGGUGGCCCUGGGAUAACCCAAGCAGAUCUUUUGAUAAUAAACAAGACAGACCUUGCACCAGCAGUUGGAGCUGACCUGGCUGUAAUGGAACGAGAUGCGCUUCGCAUGCGGGAAGGAGGGCCUUUUGUCUUUGCACAGGUGAAACAUGGAGUCGGCGUGGAGGAAAUUGUGAACCACAUCCUGCAAGCUUGGGAGAUCGCCACCGGCAACAAGCGUCGAUAGCCUGCAGGAUUCUUGGGCACGAGAUGUUGUUGCGCUCGCGCGUGUAAUCAUGUACUACUCCAGUAUUUCUGCUUUCCUGAAUAAACUGCAUCUUUUGGUGGCUCGGUGUUGCUGAAAGAUGCUAGCAUACAAGCCUCCGAGACUUGUCUAGCUGACAGUCGAGUCCAUAAUCUAGUUCUGAAUGACAAAGUGAGAGGUCUAAACUAUACCUCGAAAAAUUGGUCAUGGGAAUGCUAUUGUCAGCUACUAGCAGUAUAUAGGUUCCAAAUGUCGCCAGGGACAUGGUAUUUAGUUCUAUUGACUGUAGCCCAUAUCCUCUGGGCUAUGGUUGGUUGUUUCC